Molecule: messenger RNA, 2990 nt
Organism: Neolamprologus brichardi
Lineage: Eukaryota; Metazoa; Chordata; Actinopteri; Cichliformes; Cichlidae
Gene: c1ql4a
Product: complement C1q like 4a
Molecular function (GO): protein binding
Source: RefSeq, a predicted model, not a curated record
UUUGCAAGAUUUAAAUUCCUCCGAAGUUUAUAUCGUUUAGACUUUUUUUUCUACCUGGAAAGAAAGGAGGGGAUUACGCUCUGAUCGAGAAACUCACUUUCUUGGCAUUUCCUGCGCGCCCGUCGGCUCUCCAGCUCUCCAUUUGGCACGGUAGCGGUCCAAAGUCCUUCAGUCAUUUGAUGGGACGCGUGAAGUACACUGAGACACACAGAUUUUGUCCUUCAGAAAUUAAGGGAUUAUAAAGAGCCGAUGAUCCAGCUAUAGCCAGAAGAGGAACAUUUGAAAAGCCCAAGUCAACAAAAUCGCUUUUGGUUUCCUGAAAAACAUCUUUUUAAUGUGAACAGAUAAAAGUGGGAGGUCAUAGGAUGAUUGUGUCAGCCAGAGAUCUUUGAUGAACUUUUUUUUAAACUUUCAGCCAUGGCAUUAAGUGAGAUAUACACAUGAAGUGAAAUCCUCUGCUUUGGAGGGAGGACUUAAAAGAAGAUUUUUCAGUGAAAAAAACAAAAAACAAAAAACACAAACUGUAGAUUAUUCUUCAUCCAACAAAACAAACAAACCUCUACUCCCUCUUCAGUGAGAUGAAUUUGGCACCAGCUCUCAUUUCAGCAUACUUCUAAUUAAGCUCUGGUUUCACAAUCACCAUCUCACUGCCAACUACCGUUUCUGCUUGAUGCUGAAAAUUGAACAGAACUCCAGGAGAAGUCAGAAAAAGGCAAAGCAGACUUAUUCAAUUAAAUUGUGUUUUUUAUACCAUGUCACCACAAAUCUGAGACAUCGAGAUUCUUGUGCUUACUUCUCUAAAAACUGUGGCGUGUGAAGCUUGUAUUAUUUCAGUCAUAAUAUUUUGAACCCUGGACAUUUAAAUUUUCUCUUGGAUUUUCUCCCUUGGUUGUUUCCUUCGUGGCUCUCUGCCAUUUUGUCCUCUCAUUCUCAUUGCUCCAGUGAUACGCUGUUUCCCCCACACACCCCCAAGUCCUCCUCGUCUCUUUUGCAAAUCAUACUGGUUCUCUGAGAGGCUUCAUCCUGGCCGGCACUAUUCCAGCCAAGGGGGAAGAGGACUUCCUGACGCUGGCCGCUUCACGGCUCAGCCGCAGGAAACGCGUCAUCGGAGCUGCUGUAGGUGUAGCAAUGGUCCUAAUACUCUUGGUUGCCAUUCCCUUGCUGGUCCACACAACCAAAGGAGGGAAUGCUGGAAAUGCAAGGAGCCAUUAUGAAAUGCUCGGAAGCUGCAGGAUGGUAUGUGAUCCCUACGCCACGUCUCAGCCAGGCCAAGAGCUGACAGCUGCGUCUCCACCCCCCCAGGAUUACUCUGGAAAGAAGAUAAAGUCUGGGCUUCGAGGGCCUCCAGGGAUCCCUGGGCCUCAAGGAGAACGUGGACCCCCUGGAGAGCCAGGCAAACCAGGGCCACAGGGUCCCCAAGGUCCAGGCCCUGGUGGCUAUUCUCCCUCACUCUACACUCCCAAAAUUGCCUUUUACGCAGGGCUACGAAAGCAACACGAAGGCAAUGAAAUACUGAAGUUUGAUGAUGUGGUGACCAAUGUAGGUAACUACUAUGAGCCGAGCACCGGCAAAUUCACCUGCCCACUGCCUGGCAUCUAUUUCUUCACCUACCAUGUUCUAAUGAGAGGUGGUGACGGGACGAGCAUGUGGGCGGACCUGAAGAAGAACGGACUGGUAAGAGCAAGCGCCAUUGCUCAGGAUGCUGAUCAGAAUUACGACUAUGCCUCCAACAGUGUGAUCCUGCAUUUGGACGUAGGUGAUGAGGUGUGUGUGCAGCUGGACGGAGGGAAGGUCCACGGAGGAAACACAAAUAAGUACAGCACCUUCUCCGGCUUCCUCAUCUACCCAGACUGAAUUGAAUCCCCGCAGAGUGCGAACAAUAAAAAAUAAAUAAAACAAAACACCAACAUACAUAUAGACACACUGACACUUACACAGACAUAUACAUAUGCAAAUUGAUGCACAAACACAGAAAUGCAGUGCACACACAAAAAUAUGCACAUAGAUGAAUACAAGCAAGCACACACACACACAUAUCUGCAUAAAGACAUUUUGAAAUUGCAGCCUACAACAAAGGAAUGAAAAUCAGAGAUAAACGGAAUAAAGUCAAUCUGUGCCAAUAGUCAUUUAUUGGUGCCCUUUGAAUACAAAUAUGAAUUUCAGAAUAUGUACAAUAUAGGUGCAAAUUCAAAUUCUACAUCGUGGCUCUAAAAUAUCUAAAGAAUUGUAAUGUAUUAUAUAUUAAAUGACAUUGUGCAAACUAGAAUAAAUGAAAGACCAUGAGUCUGGCUGUCGUGCUGCAAUGAUGGUGUUGAGGGUGCCAUUAAUUAACAAAGCUGAGACAAAUGUGCUCCAAUCUUUACCUGCACAGUAUUUAUUUACACAUUUCUGCUCCGCUUUCCAACAAUCUGUUUGGCCUGCAUACAUUUUGCAACUCAUCAUUGUAAAAUACUUUCCUCUAAGCUUCAAAGUGAAUUACACCAAUUGAAAUGAAUUAAACCCCUGUUGUGAUUCAGCGAGCAUUGGGACGAUACUGAUUAAAGCGAGGCCAUUUGAAUAAACAGAUGCUUGACUCGUCUCUUCUCAUUUGAUUAUGGCGCCGAAUGUCACUUGGCAGGACGAAACAAAGCAUCUGAACAUCGCAAGGAAAACAUAUCACAAUGCAUUUCAUCGAUGGCACUUUUGUGUACUGAAAUUUUAAUUGCCAAGUGCAUUAUAUUGUGUGUGUUUGAGAGCACGUGCGUGUAUGUGAGUAAGUGGGCAUGUUAAUAUGUGUGAGUGGAUAUAUAAAUCAUGUAAGAUACUGGGGAGGUGAAACAUUGACAAGUCCAGUGUUUUAUUUUCAUUAAAUGUUGUACAUUUCACACCUUACUAGAAUUACACUGCCAUGUCUGAGAUACCUUGUCAAAGAAUCACCAAAUGUAAAAGAGUCAUUUUGGGAUGGGCUAUGAAGUAUAUUGAAACGUUUGAGUUGACAGUUGCUAUUAAAA